This is a messenger RNA of Closterium sp. NIES-65, 2229 nucleotides long. The record is from the annotation of a GenBank genome assembly. NCBI's taxonomy places the organism in Eukaryota, Viridiplantae, Streptophyta, Zygnematophyceae, Desmidiales, Closteriaceae.
AUGUUGAAGGUGGCUGGUGCGGGACGAGCUGCGUUUAAGGGAGCGGAUGGCAAGCCGGUGGUGCUGCACGACGUUCUCCUCGUCCCCGACCUGAAGGCCAACCUUAUCUCCCUCCGUAAGCUUGGCAAGGCUGGGGUGAACACCAACACAGAUGGGGCUCGCACUUAUAAGGAGAAGCUGGGCAAUCGGGUGCUUUGGGAUCUGCACGAGAGCAAGGACGUGUACAGAUCUAUGUGGCAGCUGCCGGCGCUGGCGUGGCACGGUGGGGGGCAGGCUGGAGACGAGUCUGCAUCCCAGGGGGAGUGCAAUGCCGUUGGAGGGGUUGGUGUGAAAGUGUCGGCCAGAUCUGGGGAGACGGAUUGGGCAACUGCACACCGACGCUUGGGGCAUGUGGCAAUGCCUUUGCUGAAGCAGCUGGAGAAGGAUGGAGCCGUUAAGGGCUUGAAGCUGAACGGACAACCACCCGAUGAUAACUGUGAAAUUUGCCUCCUUUCAAAGUUCACCCGUUUCCCCUUCUAUAGUGUGGCUGGUAGGAGCAAAAAGCCGUUGGAGCUGGUCCACAUGGACUUGGUGGGGCCGCUGCCGGUGCAAGGGCACAAGGGGGAGCGGUAUUUCCUAACCUUAGUGGAUGACUGGAGCAGGCUAAUGUGGGCGUAUCCGCUGAAGCAGAAAGAUCACGCCGCCUCCACGAUUCGGGACGAUUGGCUGCCGUUCGUGGAGAAGCAAGCGGAGUGUGUGGUGAAGCGGAUUAGGACAGAUCGGGGUGGUAAGUUCCUUGGAGCUGAGAUGACGGCCUGGCUCAAGAAGCAGGGCAUCCAGAGGGAGCUGACCACGGCUUACACCCCACAGUCCAACGGUGUAGCAGAACGGGCGAACCGGACAAUUCUGGAGACAGCUAGGGCGCUGCUCAUAGAAUCUGGGCUGGGCAACUUGAUGUGGCCCCAUGCUGUUCGGCACGCUACCGUCGCUAGGAACAGGGUACUUACAAAGGUUGGGGAUGACUCGUGGGUGCCGUUGGAGAGGUGGCUUGGGAGGAAGCCGCCGGUGGACAUGCUGAGGGUGUUCGGUUGCAUGGCAGUCGCCCACGUCCCCAAGACCUACCGCAGUAAGUUGGGGGCGAGUGCAAUCUGCAGGGAUGUGAAGUUUGUUGAGGGCAUGAUGUAUGGGAGCUGGGAGAAACAGCCGGAGGCCAGGGUGUCCCAGCAGAUGGAGCAGAUCACCAUGCAGCUGGACCUGACUCCUAGUGUGUGGGAGGAGGGAGAGGAGGCAGCUGCAGAGGGUGGUGAUAAAGAGAAGGUGCAGGAGGCACCUGCUGGUGGAGGUGAUGGUGUGGAGACUAGCGGUAGCACUAGUGGAGCUGCUGGAUCCGAGGGAGGAGAGCAGCAGCAGGGAAAAACUAAGAAGCCGAAGGGUGUUGUUAUGAAGGGAUGGGAGACACCCGUCUCCAGGCCAGGACGUACCCGUAUGGCUACUAAGAAGCUGACUGCAGGAGCUGAUGUAGCGGAGCAGCAGCUUGGGACUGAGGAGGCAUUGCUGAUUCUACCGCAUGGCUAUGACCCGGAUGAGGAGGAUGAACCUGCGUACUGUUUUCUUGCCCCUGCACCAGAGGAACCAGCUAGCAUGGAGGAGGCAUUAGCUGGACCAGAUAGGGACAAAUGGCUAGCUCCUAGGGAUGCUGAGUACCAGAGCCUGCUAGAGAAUGGGACAUGGGAGCUGGUGGUGCUGCCUGAGGGGAAGAAAGCCGUACAGUGCAAGUGGGUGCUAAGGAUCAAGACUGACAACAAGGGACAGGUCACCAUCUACAAGAGUAGGUUGGUGGCUAAGGGGUUUAUGCAGAAGGAGAAGCGGGACUUCAAUGAGAUCUUUGCUCCCACUGCCAAACCCCCUACCCUUCGUGUCUUGUUGGUAGAUGCAGCCGUUAGUGGGAAGUUCAUUAUCCAGAUGGACAUAUCAACGGCAUUUCUCAACGGGAUUUUAGAGGAGGAGGUGUUCAUGACGCAGCCACCUGGGUAUGAGGAUGGUACGGGCAGGGUGUGCAAGCUGAAAAAGUCCAUCUACGGCUUGAAGCAGGCGCCACGCUGCUGGUACCAGAAGUUGGCAGCUGUUUUAGAGGAGAUGGGAUUCAGGACCAGCAGCUGUGAUGAGAGCCUCUUUCUCAAGGGGGAGGGGGAGAAGCUGGUGUUGUUUCUGGUCUACGUGGACGACUUUCUUCUCUUCAGCAGCAGAUGA